UCAGGUACCCGCUCCCCCUCCCUCCCCAAAGGUCAGCAGUCAUCUCCUGUACUGUCCACAGUCUCUGUCCGUCAUCUGUACUGUCCGCAUCUGGUCAUCUCCUGUACUAUGUCUGCAGUCUCUGGUCAUCUCCUGUAUUGUCCGCAGUCUCUGGUCAUCUCCUGCACUGUCCGCAGUCUCUGGUCAUCUCCUGUACUGUGUCCGCAGUCUCUGGUCAUCCCCUGUACUGUGUCCGCAGUCUCUGGUCAUCUCCUGUACUGUCCGCAGUCUCUGUUCAUCUCCUCUACUAUGUCCGCAGUCUCUGGUCAUCUCCCGUACUAUGUCCGCAGUCUCUGCUCAUCUCAUGUACUGUGUCCGCAGUCUCUGGUCAUCUCCUGUACUGUCCGCAGUCUUUGGUCAUCUCCUCUACUAUGUCCGCAGUCUCUGGUCAUCUCCUGUACUAUGUCCGCAGUCUCUGUUCAUCUCUCUCUACUAUGUCCGCAGUCUCUGGUCAUCUCCUGUACUGUCCGCAGUCUCUGUUCAUCUCCUCUACUAUGUCCGCAGUCUCUGGUCAUCUCCUGUACUAUGUCCGCAGUCUCUGGUCAUCUGUACUAUGUCCACAGUCCACAGUCUGGUCAUCUCCUG
Messenger RNA from Staurois parvus, 624 nucleotides. NCBI's taxonomy places the organism in Eukaryota, Metazoa, Chordata, Amphibia, Anura, Ranidae. The record is from the annotation of a GenBank genome assembly.